AUGGCAAGUAUCACAAGUAAUCCUCAAGAGCCUUCAUCCUCACCUCACUCGCUCUACAUUGCCCUCGAUUUUUCUCUUCUCUUCCCGCUUCCCGUCUGUCCUCGCGCCUCGUCUGCGUCCUCGCCUCGUCGCACACUCCCGCCUGAAACGCCUCUGACGCACAUGCCAAAAUACCAUCGCCACCCACUCACCACUACCACUACCAGCAAUAAGACAAAACACCAACAAACCACCAAUUCACCAGAAAAGGAGCGCCCACGGCCAAACUCAUCUCCCACCGGCUUUGCCCCCAGGGAUGUGCCCAUGAUCCUGGUCCCCGACUCCCCAUGGCCGUCCAAUGUGGUGGGGUGA
This is a messenger RNA of Cordyceps militaris CM01, 351 nucleotides long. RefSeq lists its product as uncharacterized. The transcript is spliced from 3 exons. The record is from RefSeq and is a predicted model, not a curated record. Bases 1 to 351 code for a protein of 116 amino acids. Lineage: Eukaryota; Fungi; Ascomycota; Sordariomycetes; Hypocreales; Cordycipitaceae.